Molecule: messenger RNA, 732 nt
Organism: Dovyalis caffra
Lineage: Eukaryota; Viridiplantae; Streptophyta; Magnoliopsida; Malpighiales; Salicaceae
Source: the annotation of a GenBank genome assembly
AUGGCAGAGCUAGACUAUGAAACAAAACACAGCUCAACCACUACAAGCUUAAAACUAUUCGGCUUCAACGUCUCGGAAGAUGAAGAACUAAUAAAUACAACAGACUCUCUCAAGUCAUCUUCUUGUAAUUCUCCUGACUCCGGCUCUUUUGCUACAACGACAGCCACAGCUACGGCUACAGGAGACAGCAGGAAAUACGAGUGUCAGUACUGCUGUAGAGAAUUUGCAAACUCACAGGCCCUUGGUGGCCACCAAAACGCACACAAAAAGGAAAGACAGCAACUCAAGCGAGCUCAAAUGCAAGCCACAAGAAACGCAGCUGCAGUUUCCUUUGGUAGAAACCCUAUGAUCUCUGCCUUUGCUCCUCCUCCGCAUCUCCUGGCUCAAGCAGCUGGCCAGGUUGUAGUCCCGGCUGCUUCUCCGUCCUGGGUUUACUUGCCACGGUCGGCACCACCGUUUCAUGUUUCACAUGGGAGUGUGUUUCCUAAUGGGGUGGGUGGGAGGGGUGUAGGGAGCUUACCGUAUGGUGGCAGUGUAGGAGAUUUUGGAUUAUCUUCUAGUGCAAGUGGACCACACCAACAAGUGCAAAGUAGGGCCCAUAUUAGCAUGGUAGUUGAUGAUCAUAAUGGGCCUGCAUCAUUGAGUAGGUUCUCUAAAGGUGAUGGUGGACCUAACAUUGAUGAUAAAUUGGGCUUGGACUUGCAUCUUAGUCUUGCUCCAGCUGGGCCAUGA